AUGAACGCCCCAGAUAGAUUCGAGCUUUUUUUGUUGGGAGAAGGUGAGUCGAAACUAAAAAUCGAACCGGAUACCAAGGCACCAAACGCUGUGGUGAUUUCUUUCGAGAAGGAAGACCAUACGCUGGGCAACUUAAUAAGAGCGGAACUGCUGAACGAUAGGAAAGUACUGUUUGCUGCCUACAAAGUUGAGCAUCCGCUGUUUGCCCGCUUCAAGAUGAGGAUACAAACUGUCGAAGGUUAUGAUCCUAAGGACGCACUAAAAAAUGCUUGCAAUAGCAUAAUUAAUAAGCUUGCGGUAUUGAAAACCAAUUUUGAAACGGAGUGGAAUUUACAGACACUUGCAUCUGAUGACAAUUAUGGCAUAUGA
Torulaspora globosa is the source of this 369-nucleotide messenger RNA. RefSeq names its product DNA-directed RNA polymerase II core subunit RPB11 (gene RPB11). The coding region runs from base 1 to 369 and encodes 122 amino acids. Gene Ontology annotation, biological process: transcription by RNA polymerase II. The record is from RefSeq and is a predicted model, not a curated record. Gene Ontology annotation, cellular component: RNA polymerase II, core complex. Gene Ontology annotation, molecular function: DNA binding; protein dimerization activity. The transcript has a single exon. Lineage: Eukaryota; Fungi; Ascomycota; Saccharomycetes; Saccharomycetales; Saccharomycetaceae.